ACCGCUGCCCCAACAGUCCUCCCUCGUCACCCGCCCAGCGCACAACUUCCUCACCAUUGUAACCAUCCCGUGUGACCCCAGACCUUAUUACCACGCCGUUUGAUAAUAUUUGCAGUGACAAAACAAACAAUAAGUGCAUUUUUAGGCAUUCAAAAUUUACCCAGGAAUAUUUCAAACUCAGUGACACCCACCCACGGUCACCACGGCCCUGCUGGUGAUUAGUAGUGUUACGCGGCGCCAAGACCGACUCGCGCGCAGGUAACACCGGUGACUGACUCGCCAUGGCUAACACCGUGUUCCUGUGGCUGGCUGUGCUGACAUGGGCGGGCGUAGCCGGCGGACUGAAGCUGAGGGUCCAGGAAGCGCUCAACCUGGACGAAUACGACAGGGACAUCAGGCCGAACCAAGGCUCCGGGCCGACGAAGGUGAACGUGUCCAUGGCCAUCCACUCCCUCAUCGUUGACGAGUCCCGGCAGAUGCUGGAGCUCUCGGGUGACUUGCUGCAGGAGUGGUAUGACAAGAGCCUCACCUUCUCCAGCGACAGCUACAAGAUUAGCUCCAUCCAGGUACCAGCCACCUCCGGGUCCAUGAUCAAGGAAAGCGUGUGGUUGCCGGACCUCCACGCCGCCCAGCAGGUCUACCCCACUAAGACCGGAGCGGACUUCCUCAGGGUGCACGCCAACGGCCUGAUCUCCUGGACGCAAAAGAUCCACGUCUAUUUCCCCUGCAGACUCAACCUGAAGUCCUACCCGCUUCGCUCUCACCCCUGCACGCUGCGCCUUGACAGCGUUGGCUACCUGUCCGAGGAGAUGGAGCCGGAGUGGAACGGGGAGCCGCCGGUGCCAUACCAGGGGGCGGUAGUCUCCCACGGCUACACGAUUGCCAAGGUGGACGCGACCAGCAAGACACACCUGACUUCUGGACACAAGACUAAGAGGCAGCUGCAGCUCCUGGUGGAGGUGGCGCCCCGCAGCGGGUGGGCCGUGAAGCACACCGUCAUCCCAAUGGUGUCCACCGUCACCACCGCCUACCUCGCCUUCUUCAUCAACAUCAGGGGUGUGUGUGCCCGCGUCAUCAUCUGCAUGCUGUCCCUCGUCACCGCCGCCAUCUUCCACGAGAGCACAUACCGCAAGGUGCCGCCCGCUCAUGACACGAUGGCUAUCGAGGUGUUCACGGGGACCUGCCUGGCGUUCAUCUUCGUGGCGGCGGUGGAAAGCGUCGUGGUGGACGUGUUGGGCCACUUCCCCACCAAGGGCCGGCAGCCGCUCUCGCCCAAUCGAAACUCCUUCGCUCUUGAGGUUGGUGAACAAAAGCCUGACUUCGCCGACGACCACGCCAGCAGCCGGGGCCAAGUGGCCGCACUCUGGCUGGAUCGCUGUUUCCGCGUCCUCUACCCCGCCGGCUUCCUCGCCUUCAACGCCGUCUAUUGGGUUGUGUAUAACUGAGCUACCGUUCGCCUCCUGCCCAGCCUCCCUCGGCUCCGCCUGACGACCCUGCCAUUACACUCUGUUCACACUGACAUCGGGGAUAAGUCCCGCUCACGCCAGAGCAAAAUCUAUCAAUAUGACUUGACCUUUCCCAGUAACCAAUAAUAUGAUUUAACCUUUCCCAGUAUCUACUAACUGGGAGCAUACACCAGGGGCACAUCCACCGCUUCCACCCCAAACUGUCCCUUCGUGCACGUCCCCAUGCAGUUACCCUUCCCACACAAAGCCACUCUUGUCAGGAUCGAUAACUUGCCCCACCCAUGAGCUAGAUGGGCGUCCUUUUGGUUUUGUCAACUCAGUGUUGUUUCCUACGUAAACAACCCUUUGAGUAGGAUCGACGGCCGGCAGGCGUGCCACGUGCCCAUAAAGCUGGAGUUGGCGUUCACAAAGUAAGUUAGUAACAGGCCUCGAUUCAGUUUCACGAAGUAGUCGUUGGUUCGGCGGAAAGUCACACCAGCGAUACUCCAUCCUCCUGCAAAGGCACUUGGCACCAAAGACAUCGACACUCCUCUUCAAGUUGGUAUUCACUGUCCAUGUCUCUCAGCCAUACAGUAAGACAGGGAGCACAAGUUAUAUGAAUUUUUGUCCACCAUAAGAUUUAACCUUUCCCAACAUCAAACAGUAUGAUUUAACCUUUCCCAGUAUCCACCGACAUAAUUCAGCCUUUCUCAGCACCCAUCCUUACGAUUAAAACUUUUACAGUACAGUGAUUUAGGCUUUUCAGAAUACAGCAAUGGGAGUUAACCUUUCUUAGCAUCCACCAGUCAUAUGUUACAAGAGUUGGAUAUCGGGCGUGGCUAGCUUGUGGAUGGGCUAAUGAGUUACCUUUCCGAGCAUUCACCAGUCAUCUUCAGUCUGAGUUUCGGAGGGUGCCGUAGCCGGCUUGUGGACUGACCAGUGAUAUACAUAUAGUAGAGUAAGGGGGAGGGGCUUAUUGUCGAAGUUUGUGUGAACAGAGAACAGUCUUGAGGCGCCUUGUCUCGCCACGGGAAGGUUCAGUCAGCUGCGUCAAGACCGCUCGGCGGGGUUGGUCACUGUUACGAAAGCAGCUCAAACAUUAUGGAAGGAAAAGAAGCUUGAAUUGCCUAUUGAUGGUAAAAUGGGGUUCGUUGUAGAAGGAAAUCUACGAGAAAAUCGUAACAAUGCUUGAAUCUCCCUUAAAAAAUAGUAUCAGGGUCGCUGUAAGAAUAAGUCUAAGCCAUGAAAACACACACACACACACACACACACACACACACACACACACACACACACACACACACACACACACACAUACAAAACAUGAGAUGCCAAUAAAUAACAUAGAUAAUAUGGUCUAUAUAAUCCAAUAUUAGUGGAUAUUUUUUUUCAGUCACGAUGUUACAAAAGAUUAAUCAAAUUACAUUCACUUAGAACAAACAAGCGUGCGACAUGAAGUUGUUUUAGAUCCUCAGCUUAUACUGCACACACACAUAACUCGUUUUAAAAUGCAUAAACUCUUUUACUCUCACCGGCCUGAGGCAACAUUCAUUACGGGAAGAUCUGAGGACCCGGAACUAAGGCACUUCAUUCAUCUCGCAACUCUUGGUUACAAAUUAAUAUUUACACAGGUAAGUUACGUGUGUCGCUGGUCUCCGGGGCGCGUUUACACAGCUCAGCAUCCGAGGCACACACACACACACACACACACACACACACACACACACACACUUCCAUUACCACUAAUCAGGCCUUUUGAGGAUGUGAUUCAGCCUUUAAAGGGAACAUUCAGCUCGAGAGAUGACUGACCUGGAUGCACCAACGACGAACACAAACCAUAAUGCCUAAGAAUCACACUUGAGAGGCAUUUUGAAGACCUGAUUCAGUCUUUAUAGAACCUUUGAACUUCGAUUUUACGAGCGAGUAGAGUCGUUGAACGAGGUGCAUUAAGAGCCUAAGGUUGGUACACUUUUGCUUCUCACAUCAAGUAUUUCUAUAGGUCAAAGAUGGGGUCAAUCGGGAUCUAAUGAGUGGUUCUUUAGGUUCACGGUGCAGAAGAAGGGUCAGACUACCACCAGGGUCAUAAAACUACUUCUGGAAAUACCCCAGACUCAUAGGAAAGUCUUGUUAAAUAGGUGAACUUAGGUGACGAAAUGUUUUAAAAUACGACCCCAAGACACUGGUACCAAGGCAAAGGUGUUGGUCACGCACUCUGAUUUAGCUUACCUGGUGACACUUUAUCAAAACGGUCGCUUCCCUUCAUCGCAGCUCACUCUAAAGAACAAAAACUGAGCUGGAUACACCGAGAACACUAACUAAUGACUCUUAAAUGACACUCGCAUUGAUCGCGUACUUUGGGGCGAUUUAGUUUUCCUGGUAACACUGUCUCCACACGAACGCAUCCCUUCCUCUCGGCUCAUACAAAAGGACAUAAACUAAGCUGCAUAUAUUAAGACAACAAAUCAUUUACUCUUAAAGGACACAUGCACGCGUUGACCAAGCACUAUGAGGUGAUUUAGCUUCUCAUGGGAGCACUCUAUACACAGGAACAUUCAUUCAUCUAGACUCUACAGACGAUCAGACGCAUUAUUAUUUUUUUUUACAGCAGAGGAGUCAGUUCAAGGGCAUAAAAAAAGGUAACAAAUGUUUAAAAAAAGCCCGAUACACACUGCUCCUAAAAAGAGUUAGAGGAGUGGCCGAAAGAUACGUCAAUUUCGGGAGGAGAGGUGUCCUGAUACACAUGCAAUUGAAUACAUCAAGAACAGAGGCAGCUUUUUCACAGACACAUUUUGGAUAAGUGAUCGAGGGUUUAUAAAAACAUUCAGUUCGAAAACGGGAGCAUUAAGCCACCGUCAGCACCUCAUGUCAUUGUUGUCUAGUCCUGGAAUAUCAUUAAAUUAGUUCACUUCAUUAACCCGGUAGCAGCGACGGGCCAAAUUUGUGGCUUUACCGUGUACCAGCGACGGGCCAAAUUUGUGGCUUUACCGUGUACCAGCGACGGGCCAAAUUUGUGGCUUUACCGUGAACCAGCGACGGGCUAAAUUUUUGUCAUGAUAAAAAAAAAAAUAGAUGAUGCAUAAACUGAUCACGAAUACGUUGAUAUAUAUUAUGAAAUGGUCUGCGUGAGUGAUGAUUUUUUUCUAUUUUUUUCUUGCUUAGAAGGAAGGGUCUUUAAAGAAACAUGAUCCCCGCAGCUACCGGGUUCGGCAAGACUGUUGUCAGUGCUCGGCCGUGAAAUUAAUUAAUCUUUGCUACUAUUAAUUAAUCUUUUUAUACGGUAAAAUACUCUGAAGGCCAGACAAGAGUAUUAAUUAGAGUUCGUAAAGAAGCCUUUCCUGGAAGAGUAAUGGAAGAAUGAGCCAAAAAAAUAAUGUAGAUUUAGUUCAACAGACUGAAGUGCGGGCGAGGGGUGAGGGGUGCAGUGCGGUGUGUGAAACGCGGUGUAGGGCUGCGGGACACCUUUGUUAGAUAUUUUUACUCUUGUUUGGCGGGGCUGUCACUGAAAAGGAAGGCCAUGCGAGGAAAAAAAUUGCAGGUAUUUACGAAGUUAUUAUGAUUCUAGACUCCACCGCAGAAAAAUAACUUUAAUAAGAUAAUUUUCAUUUGCUAAUUCAUUUUAGUUUUGUUUGGAGUGGCUGCCAAA
This is a messenger RNA of Eriocheir sinensis (Chinese mitten crab), 5088 nucleotides long. RefSeq names its product glycine receptor subunit alpha-3-like. Gene Ontology annotation, biological process: monoatomic ion transmembrane transport; nervous system process; regulation of membrane potential. Lineage: Eukaryota; Metazoa; Arthropoda; Malacostraca; Decapoda; Varunidae. The transcript is spliced from 11 exons. The coding region runs from base 282 to 1445 and encodes 387 amino acids. The record is from RefSeq and is a predicted model, not a curated record. Gene Ontology annotation, cellular component: synapse; neuron projection; membrane. Gene Ontology annotation, molecular function: neurotransmitter receptor activity; transmembrane signaling receptor activity; extracellular ligand-gated monoatomic ion channel activity.